Molecule: messenger RNA, 2088 nt
Organism: Pyricularia oryzae 70-15
Lineage: Eukaryota; Fungi; Ascomycota; Sordariomycetes; Magnaporthales; Pyriculariaceae
Exons: 3
Coding region: 179-1162 (327 amino acids)
Source: RefSeq, a predicted model, not a curated record
CCUGUCGCCAGCCUCAGCGAGCCCAUCGAGCGAGGCGUGCCUUUUCGCUCGACAUUGUGGGCAAGGAAGCCAGGAACAUCACGGCAAAGAUAAGCGAUUCCUGGGUUCCACGAGUGAAAUGGUGACUCUUUUCUUGUCAGUUCAGACAGGUUAGCCGAGCGACGAACGAAAAAUAAUAAUGGGCUGCUGCGGUUCCCGGCCCACAGGGCCAAAUUCACCCUACCCCGGAGAUGCUGCGUCCGCGUCGGCGCGCGCAAUCAACACAGUCGCAACCCGGCCCGCUGCGAGUUCACCACUCUCUGGCGAUGCCGAAGCGGCAGCAUCGCCCACAUCCACGCGCGCGCCUCAGCAGAGACACCGUCAUCGCCAGCCGCUCGAUCAGCACAUCAACAAGCCGCUGCGCCGGCACCGGUGGGCAUCGCGCAGUCGCGUAUGGACGCGCGAGGACCUGGCGGCUGAGAGGAAGGACUUUUUCGACACUCGCGUGACGGGCCGCGUCGAGGUCUGGCAGGCCAUCAAGACUGCGCUCGAGGUUCUAUGGGAGUCCGACCCCAACCAUCCCCCGGGGACGACGGCGCCGACCCAGGAGCAACAGGAGGAGGCGCUGCUCACGGCACAGAGCAUCAUGAUGGCUGCCGAUAUCACACUACCCACGGGCAACCUUGCGCAGGGUGUCUACGACCAGCUCGGCAACUACUAUCCCCUGCCCGAGCACGUCGUCUGCAACCCGGUCAAUGUCAUCAAUGUCUCCGACCUACCACCUUCGGAGGAUGGGGACGAGAUUGACGACGACGACGUUGAUAUUGGAAGCAUUGGGGACACGAAACAGCACUAUGUCGCCAGCUCUGCGGAGGACGACGAGACUGACAAGGCGGCCCAGCGACGUAAAGAAAAGGGGAAAGAGGUUGAAGUCGAGGAGGAGACUAUCACCGUUCGCUGUCGGCUUAGCGAAAAUGCGCGCGAUGUGAUGGUCACAGUUCCCAAGAAGAGUCCAGUACGGGUUCUAGCCCGGCGAAUAGUCGAGGAAGCCAAGCUUCCGGAUGACACGAGCGUACGGAUCGCCUACUUGGGAAAGAUUCUUCGCGACACGACACCUCUUACCCUGCAAGGAUGGCAGGAGGGGCAUGUACUCAACGCCAUGUGCUUCAGCAAAUCACGUUAGGAGUGUGAAGUGGUACCUGACGGCAACGUGGAUGCUUGGGUCCGCAGUCAUUACCACGCUUAUAGGCACGAAAUGUCUUCGACGCCACCACUGCCGCCUGAGCCGGUACCUCCUACUGCGGAACCCAUCCCGCCACGUCUACGACGUCGUGCUGUCGCCAGGUUUCUGGCCAACCUUGCCACGUUGUCUACUCCCAGUCUUCUCUCAAGGCACCGGAGUCCGAACGAACGGAUCGAAUGACCGAUCAAUGGACAACCCGACGUUCUAUUUGGAAUCAAUGCCACUGCCACUCUCAUCUGGAUCCUUCUUGGCUGAUACAGGACGGCAAUUCACUGACAGCUCAUGGCAGAGGAGCAGCCUGACAAGUGACAUCGAAACCCUCAGAAGCGGUUCACCUCGAGCACUUCAGGCAUCGAAUAAUAAGUAGAGACUUGGGCCGGAUGACGUCCCGAGUUCUUGAAAUAACAGGAAACCUCCCUGGGCAUUCCCCCGAGAGCGCUAUGGCUUCACAUACCCGGAUCUCCUUCACUUUCACUUGGUUGGUUUUACCAAAGACGGUUUGUCACUACUUUUAUCACUUAAUUCCACUGCCACCUGUUAUUUUGCUUCUUUUCCUUCCUUCAUGAUACCCCUUCUAGCAUUUCUGAUCUAUCCCCCGCAUUCUCAGCUCAUUGUUCUGCACUUAUGAAACCGUUUCUCCUUUCGGCGCACGUCUGAGAGCAAUCUUCUUCUGGCUUGCAUCAUUCUUCCUAAUCUCAAGUGUAAAUCUUUUGCGUUUGUGCUCAUGUGGAAUCACUCGGAGACUUGUGCUAUAUCAAGACACAUGUAACUUGCAUAGCCGACUGUGGGUAGUUUUUACAUACAGCAUAAUGUUAAUAACGAUACUGACUCUGCAAGACGCCGCUCAAUAACAACAAAGGUAGUGC